AUGAAAAGAGAGGUGAAGGAGGAGGUUUCGAAGAAUGCGCAGAAGAAAGUGAAGACGGAGAUCAAGCACGAGUCGUCCAAGGAUAUCAAGGUGGAAGUCAAGGAGGACAUGAAGCAGGUGAAGGAGGAGGCUUCGAAGGAUGCGCAGAAGAAAGUGAAGACGGAGAUCAAGCAGGACUCGUCCAAGGAUAUCAAGGUGGAAGUCAAGGAUAUGAAGCGGGUGAAGGAGGAGGCUUCGAAAGAUGCAGAUAUGGAAGUGAAGGAAGAGAGGCACGAGGUCUGCAGGAGUCUGCAGAAGCAUAUCAACCAGUCAGCUCUGCAGACAAACGCAAAGCUCUUAUGCACCAUCUUUAUCCUGUCUCCCCCAUCACGGAGGACACGAAGUCGCAAAGGGAGUCGAGGCUUGGCAGCGGUCAGGACUGGCGUAGAGCAGGAGAAAGCGAAUGAGGAGCAGCAGGUACAAGUCAAGCAAGAGGAUUUUGAGCAGCCUGGGCCGAAGAGGCGUCGGCUGAGCCAGAAGAGUCCGGACGUCUUCGUUCCAUCCUUCGAGUCGCGAUUGACAGAGUGGGCCGAGAAAUGCCUAGCAUUUCAAUCCUCUGGCAAGACGUGGCUGCCCACAAAGCCCUGCUGCCCGGCCAGCCCUUUUCUUGGAUUGGCAGCAGCUCCGUGGCAAGGAUGUGUAAGAGAACAGACGACAGCAUGCGUGCAGCUCCUCGGCAAAGAGCAGUUCAGAGAGUUGCGCGACUUCUACCACGAGAAUCCACACCAUGUCCUGUUCCAUGACAACAGUGACGCAAGCAGCGAGCGACAGUCAGAGACCACUGCUGGAUCUAGGCCGCAGGCCCAAAAGAGCUCAACCGUCACUCAGCACCGAGCAGCUGAGUGCAUGAAGAUGUGGCCUUGGAUGCGGGAUCUUCCAACGCGAGCUUGGGCCGGCAAUGGCUGGCUUCUCGUGGAGGACGGCAUGAUGAAGCUCUCGCCGACGGGAGGUGGCUCCGCCAUGCAGGGCCUCGAGAUCUUCGAGUCCAUGGGCUCUGUCCCAGAACCCGACGAGACGAAGUCAUCCAGCAGAGUCGAGCCCAGAGCCGAGCAAGGCCAGGUCGUCGCGAAGAACUUCCGAGGCCUGGAGCGCCAGAGCGGCAUUCAGGGAAUUAGCUGGCGCAAAGACGUGGCAUGCUGGUGCGUCUCCUGGCAAGUAUCAGGCAAACGGCAAAAGCGCCACUUCCCCAUCUCCAUGCACAUGAAGCUGGGCCUCUGCGAGGCCGAGGCCGAGGCGGCGGCGCUCCAGGAGGCUAAGGCUUUCCGCGAGGAGCUCGUGCGCCAGGGGAAGCUGAAGCCGCCGAAGCCCGUGACGGAGAAGGCUUCCGUUUCCGCGGUGAAGGGCGUUUUUUACAACAAGCAGAACAGAACCUGGCGUGUCCAAAUAAGAGACCCCGCCACUAACAAUGUGAAGAAGGUCAGUGGGGGCUUCUUCAAGGUGAAGGAGGAGGCCGAGGCCAGGGCUCGGGAGCUGGCCAAGGAGUUGGGGCAGCAGGAGGAGGUGGUGCCGGUAAAGCGCCUCUCGGAGCUCCCACACUUCGAGCCGCUCGGACCACAGAAGGGCAUCAGGUGGAACCUUGGUGAGCAGGCCUGGCAGGCAGCUUGCAUUGUUUGCCGCAAGAAGCGGAACAUGAGGUUCCGCCCGAAGGACUUCUCGGCGAAGGAGGUGGAGAAGGCCUGGAAGCAGGCGGUGGCCUGGCGCAAGCAGCAAGAGAAGGAGAGAGAGCGGGCUGCACAGUCCCGGCAGCACUGA
Messenger RNA from Symbiodinium necroappetens, 1791 nucleotides. NCBI's taxonomy places the organism in Eukaryota, Dinophyceae, Suessiales, Symbiodiniaceae. The record is from the annotation of a GenBank genome assembly.